UACAUACUCUUUGAUAGUGAGUGUAGUCUGUCUGUUGUGUUUACUUGUUUGAUCUGCGAGUAGUACUGUGAAGUGGAUUUAUAGUUAUUCUUCUUAGAACGUUAUCUUUGUUUGAGUGUGAAAGAUAUUUAAUCUUUAAAAAUGCCUACAAGUGCGGUGUAUCAACCUACAACAGUGACCUAUGAACAGCAGCCAACAGAUCAGCGUUGGAACUGUCCUAUCAGCUACUUCUCUCGGCGUAUGGCUUCUAGUUGGAACCGAGCAGUAUGCUUGCGAGUGGGAUUGUGUUUGACGGGCAGCAUCUUAUUUAUUAUAGGAAUGGUGCUGAUUAUCGUGGGUGGUGUGAAAUUCUCGAACGCGGCUGAACCGGACCCUCACAGCUUCGAAAAUGGCGUCGGCGAACUGGUCGCAGGCAGUGUCUUAAUAUGCUUAGGAAUGGUAGCUGGAUUGCUAGGUAUUUCAACGUACUCAUCGAGGUGGGGUAACGGCAAGGAAGCUCCGGCGAGUGGAGCCGCGGCCCUUACAGCUCUGAACCCUUCGACCGAUCCUCUCGUUGCUGCACAGUACGCGCCCGUACGCGACGCCCCUCCCGCUCCUGAUGAUGAAAUGCGCAAUCUCAUGGAUAACAAAGAUUGCUUGAGCAGCGCAGAGGAAAGCGACAAAAUGUUGGAUGGCAGGCCGUCUGUUGCGUAAAUACAACUAUUUUAUGAUAUAACGAGAUUAAUCUCACGAGCUUAGGCUAGACUUAAUGUCCCCCUAACUGUGUAAUGAACGGUGUUAGAGAUACGUUACGCAGCUAAGCAUAAGUAACAUAGAAUUUAUUUUUAUGAUAUUUCAUCGCAAUGUAUAGGCUUUUAAACUUCAUAUCUGUAACAUAUCUUUAACGCCGCUCCUCUCGUCAAGUCUCGUGUCCACAGUCCGUAUUAUGUUAAGGUUGCAUUUGGUACAAAGUAAAGAAGUACUUUUCAUAAACACUUUAGCGAGUAAUUUGUGUUAUUCGCCAAUAAUGUGUGCUUGUUUUAUGUGAUACUACCUGUCUGAUUUUUUGUGAUGCACAGUUAUUGAAAUUUCGAUAAUUUUAAUAUUUUAAUUUGCUCUAUCAUGUAAUUUUAGUAUUAAGUAAUCGUCGUAUUUAGACAUCCUUUAAAUAUAGAAAUCUUUUCUUGAAUGUUCACUUUAAAUAUAGAGUUAUUUGAUAAGCAUGACGGCUUGCUGGUAGCUCGUAUAACAAUGACCACAAAACCCUGACCUUUGUCAGAGAAGAAUAAGAAGUAGGUACAAGCAAAUGUUUCUAAUAAUUACAUACAAUGUAUGUAAAUGUUUUUUUUAUUUACAAAAUCAUUAUAUUUAAGAGAUGUUUAAUAAGUAUUCUUUAAAGUGUUCAGAUUCCAUCAUCUUUAAUCUCAUCUUACCUACUAUGAUCACAUGCAUUUAAAUGUAUACUACACAUUGUAUUUAUGAUAAAGUGGUAAUAUUCUGACAAUUUGUAUGUUAGUCCGAGUGUUUAACACUAUUUUGCAAUAUUGUAUGAAGCUUUGGUCGAAUUCGCCUUUAUAAAUUAGUAAAAGUCAAGAGGCCAAAUUGUUGUCCAGAUUUACGAAAGUAAGUUUAAUGUGAAUGUGGAUUGUCAUAUUUAAAAUAUGAAAUAUCAAAACGACAUUAUAUUCUCAAGUAUUAAUAUUACAAAUUAUUUUUAAAAUCAAUCUCAAAAUUAGUAGGUAGGCUCAUUGUUUGACAUUUUUGUUUCUCUAUUGAAUAUUUUAUUUACUCUACACACUAUUUACUUUUCUAUAUCUUUAUUUAUAAGUAAAACUAAUUUAUAGAUGUA
Spodoptera exigua (beet armyworm) is the source of this 1828-nucleotide messenger RNA. The record is from the annotation of a GenBank genome assembly. Lineage: Eukaryota; Metazoa; Arthropoda; Insecta; Lepidoptera; Noctuidae.